GCGCCUCAAGCUAUGGCCUUCAGAUCGUCCUGCGCCCUCAUGGAAUCGAAGAAAUAUGCGCUCGUACAUCACUCGUCCCCAGACAUUCAGAAGGUUCAAGCGCAUUCCCACGCUCUCCCGCAUGAAGCAAACAGACAAAAGUACAUCGCAGCGCUCGAAGAGCACCAUCGCAACUCCAUCACUAGCUUGCUCGUCUCGAAGAUCAAGCUCGCCGGAGAGACGGCCGACUUCUGCGUGCGACGGGCCGAGAUCGAGAUACAUGCAGGAGGAGUGCGUCGCUGUCCAGGUGCGUAUCGAGAAGCGCACGUUCAGGAAGAUGCUCUGGGCGAUCAGUUGCCCGGCUGCGAGGCUGACAGGGACGCUCUGGCUGACGCAAACGCCGAUGUGUCUGGGAAGGCCUCUGCUCCCGAGGCGCAAAGGAAUCAUGCUAACUUGGUGGCUUUCAUCGUCGAUAUGAAGGCCUUAAAUGAUGCCUUUUCUUCGCUGUUGGAUCCGGCUACCACUAGGAGGUUGAGCUCGAGAACCGCGUGACCGACUUGGAGGCAGCGCUGCAAGGCGAGAAGCAAUCCUACGCGACAGCCCUGUCGAAUGCCUUCAAAGGCUCUCUAAAUGAUGC
Laetiporus sulphureus 93-53 is the source of this 616-nucleotide messenger RNA. RefSeq lists its product as uncharacterized. The transcript has a single exon. NCBI's taxonomy places the organism in Eukaryota, Fungi, Basidiomycota, Agaricomycetes, Polyporales, Laetiporaceae. Bases 13 to 531 code for a protein of 172 amino acids. The record is from RefSeq and is a predicted model, not a curated record.